Molecule: messenger RNA, 1263 nt
Organism: Malaclemys terrapin pileata
Lineage: Eukaryota; Metazoa; Chordata; Testudines; Emydidae
Exons: 2
Coding region: 303-1196 (297 amino acids)
Source: RefSeq, a predicted model, not a curated record
CUCUGGAGGUUUUUCGCCUUCCUCCGCAGCAUGGGGCAGGGAUCACUAGCAGGAGGGUCUCAGCCGAUUGAAGUCACUAAAACACAGGAUUGGGGACUUCAACGGUAGAGUCCAGGGAAGGGUCUUGCGGCCUGCAGCAUGCAGGGGGUCAGACCAGAUGAUCAUAAUGGUCCCUUCUGACCUUAAUGUCUAUGAGUCUAUGAGUAUGGGAUCUGCUCGCCAUAUGGGGAGAUGAAGCAGUGAUAGCUGAACUCCGUAGCAGUAAAAGAAAUGGCAAAGUAUUAGAAAAGAUCUCCAAGGCCAUGAAGGACCGAGGCCAUAACAGGGACACACAGCAGUGCCGCGUGAAAAUUAAGGAGCUACGGCAAGCUUACCACAAAGCCAGAGAAGCAAACGGAAGGUCCGGGGCAGAGCCGCAAACUUGUCGCUUCUACGCCGAGCUGCAUGCGAUCCUAGGGGGUGCAGCCACCACUACCCCAACCGUGUGCUAUGACUCUCUCACUGGAGAAACACACAGGGAAGACGGUUCGGGGAACGAGGAAGAUGAGGAUGGAGGUACUGUAGGUAGCUCACAGCAGCAAGGAAGCGGAGAAACCGGUUUCCCCAACAGCCAGGAUAUGUUUGUUACCCUGGACCUGGAACCAGUAACCCCCGAACUCACCCAAGACCCUCAGGGCACACAGGAGACCUCUGCUGCAAAUGUUUCUCCUUCGCAGAGGCUAGUGAACAUUAGAAAGAGAAAAUGUAGGACGAGGGACGAUAUGUUCACGGAGCUGCAGAUGUCCUCCCACGCUGAUAGAGCACAGCAGAAUGCGUGGAGGCAGUCAAUGUCGGACAUGAGAAAAGCACAAUAUGAAGGAGAGGAGAGAUGGCGGGCUGAAUGGCGGGAUGAAAAGAGCAAGUGGCGGGCUGAAGACGAUAGGUGGCGUCAGCUUGCAGACAGACGGCAAGAGUCAAUGCUCCAUCUGCUGGAGCAUCAAACUGAUAUGCUAGAGCGUAUGGUUGAGCUGCAGGAAAGGCAGCAGGAGCAGAGACCGUUGCUACAGCCCCUGUUUAACCAACAGCCCUCCUCCCCAAGUUCCAUAGCCUCCUCACCAAGACGCCCAAGAACACGGUGGGGGGGCCUCCGUCCACCCAGUCACUCCACCCCAGAUGAUCGCCCAAGCAUCAGAAGGCUGGCCUUCAAUAAGACUUAAGGUUUUAAAAUGCAGUGUGUCCUUUUUCAUCCCUCCUCCCCCACCCAUCCCAGGCUACCUUGGCAAU